Molecule: messenger RNA, 693 nt
Organism: Brassica oleracea var. oleracea
Lineage: Eukaryota; Viridiplantae; Streptophyta; Magnoliopsida; Brassicales; Brassicaceae
Exons: 2
Coding region: 32-661 (209 amino acids)
Source: RefSeq, a predicted model, not a curated record
CCAUCUUCUUCCUUUUAUCACAUCAGUUUUGAUGUUGAAGUGGUUUGACAAGAAGCUGAGGAAAAUCCGGGAGUAUCUCAAUGAGCAUCCCGGUCUCGUUGCAGUGGUAGCGAGCGCUUCAAUUCUCAUUGUUCUUUUGUGCUUUCUCCUAUGGACAACGGACGUCCAACCAUCAAAUUCAUCGAUGGAUUUGAUCCAAAUCGUUACUGCAGUAAUAGUAUCUGCAUAUACUUUUGUUGUCGUCUGUGUGAUAACCUUCGUACGGAAAGAUCACGUUCCCGGAAGACGGAAAUUCCCGUACGCUUUUACUCUAUUGAAGUCCGUUCUACAGAUCAUCGUGCUGCUAAGUUUCACAUGUCUUGACAGCUACAUGAAAGAACAAAGCCGUCUUCUCAUCGUCUCCGCAGUUAUGGCAAUGCACAUCCAUUUGGUCUCAAUGUUUUUUGCCUUCCACCUCGGCGAGGAUUGCGACGUGGUAACUGCCUUUUUCUCUGCUUCUUUUACACUCGUCUACGAAUUGGCAAAAGGAUGUUGGGUAUCUGUUUUGUGCCUCGCCAUUGUGGCCAUUCUACUCAUGUGGAUCAAGAACGUGUUAUUCCUAAAUCCACCGCCGAAUCCCGAAGGCAGAGACGUUGAAGUCAGUGAAGUUGAAGAAGUCUAAGUAACGUAGUUACAGAAGAUUUGUCGGAUCAG